AUGCGUUUCACCACUGUUAUCUUGUCCUGCUUCGCAAGCCAAAUGGCUGUGCAGGCCACAAGCUUCGUAACUAUCGUCAAGACUGUUGCAGCUGUGUCCAGUGUUGACGUUUCUACUCCAGCACUUGACCACACGCCCUUCCCCCAGCUGGCAUCGAUCAGCCGACGUGAAGAAGUCAACUUGACCGAGACCACUUCCAUGACACGCAUUUACCUCACAUCGCCAUACACUACUUACGUUGAAAUCCCUUUGACACCACUCUCAGCUGGGAAGUCAAUAUCUGAUGCCUCUGGUCACGUUGAGCCUACCGAGAGUACCAAGGUCAAGUCCACCAAAGUCAAGUCCACCAAAGUCAAGUCCACCAAGAUCAAGUCCACAACCUCAACCGCCUCCAUGACACGCAUUCACCUUACAUACCCAUACACUACUGUUGUGGACAUUCCCUUGACAGCACUACCAUCUGGUUACGUUGAGCCUACCCACAAGUCAAUCAAGUCGACAAACUCAACUGUUUCCAUGACACGCUACCACUUCACAUCACCAUACACUACUGAUGUUGACAUCCCUGUGACAGCAGUACGAACUGAGAAGUCCGUCAAACCUGUCGGAUUCACCACAUCCACGACAUCCACAACAUCUACAUCUACGAGCUCUACCAGCUCUAGCACAACUUCAACUCCACCCAGUGCUUGCGAUAUCUAUCCUUAUCCUGCAGAAUAUUGCGACGACUCGAGUUCAACUACCUCGAGUGCAACUGCCUCGAGUGCAACCGCCUCUAGUUCUACCAAGACACGUUGGUGA
Messenger RNA from Aureobasidium melanogenum CBS 110374, 801 nucleotides. RefSeq lists its product as uncharacterized. The record is from RefSeq and is a predicted model, not a curated record. The transcript has a single exon. The coding region runs from base 1 to 801 and encodes 266 amino acids. NCBI's taxonomy places the organism in Eukaryota, Fungi, Ascomycota, Dothideomycetes, Dothideales, Saccotheciaceae.